AUACGACAUGUCGUAAAAAAAUUCCGUUAACAACAGCAAAAACCGAGAUGGACACAAACGAAGACGCUUGGCAGUUUUUGUUCUUUAUCUGAAAUGUGUGUCUAUUUCGGCGCCCAGGACCGCUUGUGAACAUGGAGGCCAUGGAGGAGGACAGUUUGGACGUAAAAGACGACCACAAUCACAACUACUGUGCGAGCGGCAGCAGUAAAGUCCGGCCGUAUCUUAGCAGCCAGCUGUCGGAUGUAACGACGGUCCCGCAGCCCGUCUGUGCGACGGUGCCGGGCGGAGAAUCAGGGAGUCGGCAGGGUAAACUGUGGUCCGGUGGCACCGGCGGGUCAAAGUUAAUGGACUCGGAUACCGGCAGCGAGAGCAGCGAAGUCAGCGAGACGGACUGUGCAGCUCCACCAGCCGCUACCGGGGGAAAAUUCUCCCUCGAUUCGACUUCCAAGUUCCUUCUGAAUGCAAUGGCUGUAGAGGACUACAGGAAAAACCACUGGCCAAACCUGGAGAAGGCCAUUGACCGUCUGCUGAUCCAGAACCCCACAGACCACAUCUCAGUCUCCUAUGCACAGAUAUACAGUUACAUCUACAAAUGUGUUUGUCAGCAGCACUCCGAGCUGCUCUACAGAGAUCUGUCAUCGAAAAUAACCAGUCAUCUGCAGGAGGUUUCCACCCAUCUACAAGCCAGCCCACCCGAGAACUUCAUUGAGAACUUCAAUAUUGUUCUGACACAAUACACAGCUUCUCUUCAAUGUAUAGUUCCUGUAUUUAUGUACUUGAACAAGUUCUACAUUGAGUCCAAAUUAAACAGGGAUCUAAGAGAGGAUCUGAUGAAGCUGUUCGCCGAUGAAGUUGCAGAAAAACAUGUGAACACACUGAUGCCUCUUCUCAUCAAAGCCCACUCCAUGCCCUUUCAAGUGCAGCCAUCAACAAUGGCCAGCGUGGUGAAGGGCCUCUACAGCCUACGACCAGAGUGGGCCCAGCUAGCUCCAGCUCUCUUCUCUGGGUUUAUUCCCCAAAUCAACCCUCCUGCUGUGGAGUCUCUGCUGUCUGAUUACGCUGCUCAUGACCAGAAGCUACAGAUGGAGCUCUCUAUGAACGGAUUCCCACGAGGUGACCAGUCUCGCAAACGAGCCAGCGAAGACUCCUGAUAGCAGGGCCGGCGUGUCCAGCUUUGUUGCACGACUGUUACUGUGCCUCCUACAUCUCUAUCACAAGUGGUCUCCCUGCACUAGGUACAAUGCUAACGGUGUAUCAGUUUCAUUUCUCUUGGCUCAAGGUCACAAAACACUGUGAACAACAAAGAGAACGUGAUGUUGAGCAGAAGCUUAAUCUUUCUGCACUGAACAAAAGCACACAGACUUCCAUUAUGGUGCUUCCCCCUGUGAUUAUGAUGCAUCUAGCUUCAGUAAGCGUGUGCGCUGAGAUGGAUUUCCUCAUGCUCUGCUCAUUUGAAGAGUGCCUUCGUGGUGUCUGUUUGAUUGGAUGCCCUGACACGGGAUAGUUUUACGAUGGGUAUUUCAUUCCUAACCUUUAACAUGGAAGUGUCUUGUGUUGUUUUUAUAAACGGGGCUAAUCAAGACUUUCUAUUGCUGCUAAUAAUACUGUCCACAUGUUAAUACCACAAAUCCUUUGGUUUCACCCACUGUGUUUGUAACCCAGUGGCUACAAUCAACACAUGAGCGAGGAAAGAAGUUGCAACUAAGUCAUUAACCUCAACUAUAAUUCUCUUCCUCAUGUUGCCUUUACUGCAUUGGUAAACCAGAUUGUAUUUUCCAGUUAUGCCAAAGAGGAUUGCAGUACUUUGUUUUUGUUUCCUUUAUAUACAAGGCAUUGGACUCGAGCUGACAUGCUGUCCAAGUCACUGAGCCAUUUAAUUUUUUUUGUACUAACAAGUUUUGAGCUUUGGUUUACCUGCGUGUUUGUUAGGCUCGAGUCAGAAUCUACCUUUAAUUACACAGUGUGCAACAGAAGCAGAGCAUCCCUUUGCAAUCUCUCUUAAAUGUUUCAAAAUGUAUUCAUUUUUGAAUCUGUAAAAUAAAAUAAAAAAAAUCCCUGUUUAGGUUUAUUAUAUUAAACAUACUGGCUCACUAUAGGAGCUCAUUGCAGCAAGAGUCAGUAUACCUUUAAUUACUGAGAAUCAGAUCUUGCUUUUCUUGUUUUUCAUUACUUCAUAUGUCCACUUUCACAUUUGAUGACAGACUCAAUCCUCCUCUGCCUGGAGGAUACCAGUGUAGCACAAAUGUCCAGCUCUUUACUGAAGGGGUUGUGUUGCUCUACCGUUCUCCUUAAAUACUCCAAAGGUUUUGUAUCGGAUUCAAGUCAGGUGUCAUUUUUGCCAGUUCAUAGUUUUCAGUUUGUUCUGUUCAUGUUGUCAGCCAGUGUUUUGGUAUAUGCACAGCAAGUAAUUCAUGGUGCUUCUAUAAACAUCACCUCCAGCAGCUUUUGCACUCAUGCAUACCAUAUCUAUCAUCACCCUUCCACCUCCAUGCUGCUUCACUGUCAGGACUAUUCAUUCACUGUGGUAGUACUGAGCAGAUCCACACUGAACAAGCUGGACCCCAUCUUAGGCAAACAAAUUUAUCUUGGUCUCAUCGGAACUUUUCAUCAGGCUUCCUUUUGUGUGUGUGUGUGUGUGUGUGUUUUUUUUUGUUUGUUUUUUUAGCAAAGUCUAUUCUUGGAAUCUCGUGCCAAAGGGCAGGCAAGCAUUUAUUCUUCAGUGCUGUCCACAGAAGUUGAUGUUAUGAAUUUUUCUUCACACUAUCUGAGCUGUGACAGAAAUUUUGACUUAUACCCUCUGUGUCUAGUCUGAAACACCUGCCUGUUGGUUUUUAGGAGGUAGCUUGUGGAAGUAAUACAAAGCCCAUGGUGUUAUUUUUUUAAGGACAACUCCUGCAGCUCUGAUUAGUGGUACUCGUUCAGUUCCUCCUGAUUACUUCCACAUCUAGUUAGUCACCGAUGUUCCUGUAUUGUUUUCUGCCUUUGUGACGUCUCACAAUUAGAUUUUUCAAAUUCUCUGGCAUUUUUUCCCAAGUUGAGCCAUGAUGCAGAUAGACAGACUGCUGAUCUCAUUUAAAUUUUUUAUUUUUUUUUGCAGUUAUGUUAUCAUGGAUUUAUUUCAGUUUUUCAUUUUUGUUGCAAAGACUUUAUUUGUCAACUUAUAAAAAACGGAAUUGUCAAGGAGUGACACAAUUUGGACUAUUUUAACACUAAAGGGGUUUUGUACAGGGGUGUUAUACUUCUGUAAUAUACUGUAGCCUAUUUGACUUUUCACUGAGCAUCAGGAAGCUUAGAAAACUACGGAAUAGUGUUUGAUACCCUCAUUUUUACUUUAGCUUGCCUGAAUUGCCCCAAUUCUAAGCCAGUGUUUCACUGAUUAAAAAAAAAAAAAGAAUGAUAUGCAGAUGUUGUUUUGGUCUGGCAUUAAAUGUUCCUAACAUGUACACUACCGUUCAAGAGUUUGGAGUCGCUUAGAAAUGUCCUUAUUUUUGAAUGGAAAUGAAGAGUGCAUUAAAUUAAUCAGAGAUACAGUCUAGACAUUGGCAAUGUGGUAAAUGACUGUUCUAGCUGGAAACAGCUGAUUUUUAAUGGAAUGUCUACAUAGGGGUACAGAGGAACAUUUCCAACAACCAUCACUCCUGUGUUCUAAUGCUACGUUGUGUUAGCUAAUGGUGUUGAAAGGCUCAUUGAUGAUUAGAAAACCCUUGUGCAGUUAUGUUAACGUGAAUAAAAGUGUGGCUAUUCAAGGAAAACAUGAAAUUGCCGAGGUGACCCAAACUUCUGAACAGUAGUGUACACCCUGUUCAUGAUGUAAAUAGUUUUUGUCUCUUCGUAGCGCUCCAUGUACAUGAGCUUUUGUCACAGAUGUAUUUUUUUUCUUGUUGUUAAAGGAUUCACUUGAAAUAGAAGCAUUUGAUACAAGUUCUUACACUGUUUUAAGUGUGAUUAGAUGCUCAGGCUUGCUUUUUUGUUUGGUUCUCGUCAUCUUUCUAAUAAACUAAUUUCAUUAAUCAUGGGACAGAGGACAUGGAGGUGAUUCUGUUUUUCAUUACUCAUAAUUUAAUUGGGUCUUGAGAAAUGUUGAUCUCAUCAGUAAAUAUGCAUUACAGGAAAAAAAACUGAUACCACAGAGGGAAAUCUGAAUCAGUGCUGAUGCCAAACACUGGAUGUUCUAAGUUACUUGUAUCACUUUUUCUUUAACAUGCUAUAUCCACGUUAUGACUACUGUGAAUAAAAGUCCACUUGCCUCAAAA
Acanthochromis polyacanthus (spiny chromis) is the source of this 4253-nucleotide messenger RNA. RefSeq names its product CDK2 associated cullin domain 1 (gene cacul1). The record is from RefSeq and is a predicted model, not a curated record. The transcript has 8 exons. Gene Ontology annotation, molecular function: ubiquitin protein ligase binding. Gene Ontology annotation, biological process: ubiquitin-dependent protein catabolic process. Lineage: Eukaryota; Metazoa; Chordata; Actinopteri; Pomacentridae. Bases 132 to 1151 code for a protein of 339 amino acids.